Ogataea angusta is the source of this 1152-nucleotide messenger RNA. RefSeq lists its product as uncharacterized. The record is from RefSeq and is a predicted model, not a curated record. Lineage: Eukaryota; Fungi; Ascomycota; Pichiomycetes; Pichiales; Pichiaceae. Gene Ontology annotation, molecular function: NAD+ binding; histone deacetylase activity, NAD-dependent. Gene Ontology annotation, biological process: pericentric heterochromatin formation; regulation of DNA repair; replication-born double-strand break repair via sister chromatid exchange. Gene Ontology annotation, cellular component: mating-type region heterochromatin. The transcript has a single exon. The coding region runs from base 1 to 1152 and encodes 383 amino acids.
AUGACUAUUCUUACAACGGAUAGUUUGUAUGUCCAAAAGAAAGAGCCAGACUGUCCACUGGAUGAGAUAUGUGUUAAGGAGGAAGAAAAGUUUGCUGAUUUAAGUCGAAAAACAUUGCCAGCUCAAAAGGUCACGAAAAGAAGAAGGUCCAAGUAUAGGCCCUUGAAUGGUACCAUUCUCGACAUUUCCAGCAUGCCUUUACAGCCAAAAACCCUAAAUGAUUAUCUCCAGCUUGAGGACGUUGGGUUUCUAUGUCAGAGCCUUGAAACAUCGAAGAAAAUUGUCGCUAUUACCGGGGCAGGCGUCUCUGUGGGGUCUGGUAUUCCCGAUUUUCGAUCCGCAAACGGCCUGUUCCAAGGAUUCGCCUCUAAGACGAAUGGUUCGGGAAAAAAUCUUUUUGACUACAACGUUUUCCGCUCGCCAGAUUCGCUCAAAGAAUUCGAAAAGAUGAUUCGUAAAUUAUACACAUUGUCUGUUGAAUGUGAACCUUCGCCUUUCCAUCGAUUGCUCGACAAAAUUUCGCAAGAGGGUCGUCUUCUAAGACUCUACACACAAAACAUAGAUUGCCUAGACACACAGCUUCCCCAUCUCGAGACGAGGGUCCCGUUGAAUUUUGAGAAACCGUAUCCAAAGACAAUACAACUACACGGGAAUAUAAAGCUUUUGAAUUGCUCUAAAUGUCAUCACGUGAAAGAAUUAGAUGAGUCUUAUUUUAAUGAAAACAGCAUGCUGAUCCGUAACUGUCCGGAGUGUGAGGAGCUAAACUCUGUGCGCGCAAUUGCUGGACGCAGGGUUCAGUCAGGUGGGGUCCUAAGACCCCGGAUUGUGUUGUAUAAUGAGUUCCAUCCCGACGGAGAGAUAAUUGGCAACAUCACCGAGUCAGACUUGAAAACCCGUCCCGACUGCCUUCUCGUUGUGGGGACAACGCUGAAGAUCCCAGGAGUGAGAAGACUGGUGAAAGAAAUGGCCAAAGUGGUGCAUUCGAAAAACGGAAGCGUCAUAUGGAUCAAUAUAGAGGAGCCCACACAAUCGAUCGUGGACUACAUCGAGCAUUUCGACCUCAUAGUGACUGGCAGUUGUCAGGACAUCCCUGUUCUUUUGAAUGCGUUCCAGGAGUUGAAACCCAAAAAGAAGCAGAGUAAGAGGGUUUAG